Molecule: messenger RNA, 9853 nt
Organism: Choloepus didactylus (southern two-toed sloth)
Lineage: Eukaryota; Metazoa; Chordata; Mammalia; Pilosa; Megalonychidae
Gene: FBN3
Product: fibrillin 3
Exons: 64
Coding region: 30-8471 (2813 amino acids)
Molecular function (GO): calcium ion binding
Source: RefSeq, a predicted model, not a curated record
GCCCGCGCGUCCGCUCGCAGGGACACGUCAUGGCUCUGGAGGGGCUGUGCUCGGCGAGGAAAAGGGCCCUGGCCCAGGGUCCCCUGGCUUGGCUCCUGCUGGCCUGGAUGGUUCUUUUGUGCAUGGCAGGUGGCCAGGGCCGCUGGGAUGGGGCAGCAGAGCCUGCGGUUCCUGGACGUUUGCGGAGGCGUGGUGGUAGCCCGGGCAUUCUGCAGGGGCCAAAUGUGUGCGGCUCCCGCUUCCAGGCUUACUGCUGCCCCGGCUGGAGGACGCUGCCUGGUGGGAACCACUGCGUCGUGCCCGUCUGUAGGCACUCCUGCGGCCAGGGCUUCUGCUCCCAACCCAACCUGUGCACCUGUGUGGACGGCAGGCUGGCCCCCAGCUGCGGGGGGAGCCCAGGGUCAGGGUGCAGCGUCAGCUGCAUGAAUGGGGGCAGCUGCAGAGGGGCAUCCUGCCUGUGCCAGAGAGGCUACACGGGCACUGUGUGUGGGCAGCCCAUCUGUGACCACGGCUGCUACAACGGCGGCCGCUGCAUCGGACCCAACCGUUGCGCCUGUGUGUACGGCUUCAGGGGACCUCAGUGUGAGAGAGACUACCGACUGGGGCCCUGCUUCGGCCAAGUCGGCCCCAAGGGGUGCUGGCGUCACCUGCCAGGCCUGGUCUGCACCAAGGCUCUCUGCUGUGCCACCGUCGGCCGGGCUUGGGGCCUCCCGUGUGAACUCUGCCCUGCCCAGCCGCUCCCCUGUCGCCGCGGCCUCGUCCCCAACAUCCACACAGGGGCUUGCCAAGAUGUGGAUGAGUGUCGCCACGUGCCAGGCCUCUGCUCUGGGGGCGACUGCACCAACACAGUUGGGAGUUACAUGUGCACCUGCCCCCCUGGUUUUGCCAUCAGCCUGGAUGGCACCCGCUGCCUGGACCACCGGACUGGUACCUGCUUCUCGGUGCUGAUCGGGGGCCUCUGUGCCCGAGAUCUCGCCGGCCACUACACUCGCAGGCAGUGCUGCUGCGGCACGGGCAGGUGCUGGGCGGCGGGCCCCAUGCCUGAGCUGUGUCCUCCACGGGCUUCUGAUGAAUUCCAACGCCUGUGUGCCCAGGGGCUCCCGCUGGUGCCUUCCUACCCCUUCCCCGUCCUCCCAGGCUUCGGGCCCAAAGGCGUGGGUCCUGGCCUUGGUGGGCUGCCACAGCACCACCCCCAUGUCUCCAACGGCCCUGGGGUCCCCAACUCCAACAUUGGCACAGCCACGCUGAACCAGACCAUCGACCUCUGUCUACACUUCACCAACCUGUGUCUCCACGGGCGCUGCCGGACCACCCCUUCCAGCUACCACUGCGAGUGCAACCUGGGCUUCAGGCAGGACGUGCGGGGGGAGUGCAUUGACCUGGAUGAGUGCUCCAGCAGCCCCUGUCACCACGGAGACUGCAUCAACACCCCCGGCUCCUACCACUGCCGGUGCCACGAGGGCUUCCAGGCCACGGUCGCCAAGCAGGCGUGUGUGGAUGUGGACGAGUGCGUCAUCAGCGGUCAGCUCUGCCGCCACGGCCGCUGUGUCAACACUGAGGGCAGCUUCCAGUGCGUCUGCAACGCGGGCUUCGAGCUCACGCCUGACGGCAAGAACUGCGUGGAUCACAACGAGUGUGCCGCCACCACCUUGUGCCUCCAUGGGGUGUGUCUCAAUGUGGAAGGCAGCUUCAGGUGCCUCUGCAAACCCGGCUUCCUGCUGGCGCCUGGGGGUCAAGACUGUCUGGAUGAGACCUGGGACAUCGACGAGUGCCAGUUGCCCGGCAUCUGCGUGAACGGCCAGUGCUCCAACACUGAGGGUUCCUUCCACUGCCGCUGCCCCGGGGGGCUGGCGGUGGACACGGAUGGCCACAUUUGUAUGGACACCCACGUGCGCAGUACAUGUUACGGGACUGUCGAGAAGGGCUCCUGUGCCCGCCCCCUCCCUGGCGCCGUCACCAAAUCCGAGUGCUGCUGUGCCAGCCCCGACCAUGGCUUUGGGGAGCCGUGCCAGCUGUGUCCUGCCAAGAGCUCCGCCAAGUUCCAGGCCCUCUGCAGCAGUGGUCUCGGCAUCACCGCAGAUGGCCAAGACAUCAACGAGUGUGCCCUGGACCCAGACGUCUGUGCAAAUGGCACGUGUGAGAACCUGCGAGGCAGCUACCGGUGCAUCUGCAGUCUGGGUUACGAGGCAGGCGUGGCAGGCAGGGACUGUGUGGACGUGGAUGAGUGUGCCCACAACAGUCUGCUGUGUGACAACGGAUGGUGCCAGAACAGCCCAGGCAGCUACAGCUGCUCCUGUCCCCGGGGCUUCAGCUUCCGCCAGGACACGGAGACCUGUGAAGACGUCGACGAGUGCCUCUCCAGCCCGUGUGUGAGUGGCGUGUGCCGGAACCUGGCUGGCGCCUUUGCCUGCGAAUGUGCCCCCGGCAGCUGGCUGGGGCCCUCCGGCACCGUGUGCCUAGACAGCACCAAGGGCACCUGCUGGCUGAAGGUCCAAGAAGGCCGCUGCGAGGAGAACCUCCACGGAGCUUCCCUGCGUUCCGAGUGCUGUGCCACCCUCGGGGCUGCCUGGGGGAGCCCUUGUGAGCCCUGCAAGAUGGACCCAGCCUGUGCUCGUGGCUUUGCCCGCGUGAAGGGUCUCACCUGCGACGACGUGAACGAAUGUGAAGCCUUCCCUGGGGUCUGUCCCAAUGGGCGCUGCCUCAACACUGCUGGCUCCUUCCGCUGUGAGUGUCCCGAGGGCUUGACGCUGGAUGCCAAGGCCCGGCUGUGUGUGGAUGUGCGGCUGGAGCCGUGUUUCCCACAUGGGGGCGAGGACGCGUGCAGGGCUCCCCUACCUGGGAAGUACCGGCUGGACGUCUGCUGCUGCUCCAUCGGGGCUGCUUGGGGAGCUGCGUGCAAGGCGUGCCCGGAGCCUGCGUCCCCGGCGUUUGCCAGGCUGUGCCCUCGGGGGCUGGGCUUUGCCAGCCGGGACGUCCUGUUGGGCCAGCCCUUCUAUAAAGAUGUGAACGAGUGCAAAGCCUUCCCAGGCCUCUGCUCCCACGGUACCUGCCGCAACACCGUGGGCAGCUUCCGCUGUUCCUGUGCUGGGGGCUUCGCCCUGGACACCCGGGGGAGGAACUGCACGGACAUUGACGAGUGCCGCAUCUCCCCAGACCUUUGCGGCCGGGGUGCCUGCGUCAACACCCCUGGCAGCUUCGAGUGCGAGUGCAUCCGCGGCUAUGAGGGCGGCUUCCUGUUGAUGAAGACCUGCGUGGACGUGGACGAGUGUGUGCGGGACUCACAGCUCUGCCAGGGAGGCACGUGCAUCAACACAGACGGGAGCUACGAGUGCCAGUGUCCCCUUGGACACAUGCUGACAGCCGAUGGCACUGCCUGUGAGGAUGUCGAUGAAUGCUCCCUGAGUGACAGCUUGUGCCCCCAUGGCCAGUGUGUCAAUGUCAUCGGCACCUUCCAGUGCUCCUGCCACGUCGGCUUCCAGAACACGCCCGACCGCCAGGGCUGCAUGGACAUCAACGAGUGCCGAGUGGGGAAUGGUGGGUGUGGCACACACUGCAUUAACACCGAGGGGAGCUACCGCUGCAGCUGUGCACAGGGUUACUCGUUGACGCCCGAUGGGCGGGCAUGUGCAGACGUGGAUGAGUGUGAAGAGACCCCAGGUGUGUGCAACAGGGGCCAGUGCACAAACGUGCCUGGGGGGCACCGCUGCUUUUGCUACAACGGCUUCGUGGCCAUGCCAGACCUGAGGACGUGUGUUGACGUGAAUGAGUGUGACCUGAAUCCCCACAUCUGCCUCCACGGGGACUGCGAGAACACCAAGGGCUCUUUUGUCUGCCAUUGCCGGCGGGGCUACGUCGUCAGAAAGGGGGCCACGGGCUGCUCUGAUGUGGACGAGUGCGAGUUUGGGGCACACAGCUGUGAUCAUCACGCCUUCUGCCUUAACGUUCCCGGGAGUUUCAGCUGCAGGUGCCAGCCGGGCUGGGUGGGAGACGGCUUCGAAUGCCGCGACCUGGACGAGUGUGCCUUCCAUGAGCACCGGUGCAGCCUGCAAGCCCACUGUCUCAACUUCCCCGGCUCUUAUCGCUGUGCCUGCCUCCGUGGCUUCACCGGGGAUGGCUUCUCUUGUAAUGACCGGGACGAGUGUGCGGAGGACGUGGGGCUCUGCAAGAACGGGCAGUGCCUCAAUGCCCCCGGCGGGUUCCGCUGCGAGUGUGAAAUGGGCUUCAGCCCCACUGAGGACCACCGGGCCUGCCAGGAUGUGGACGAGUGUGCUCUUGGGACCCUCUGUGUGUUCGGGAGCUGCGAAAACCUACCUGGCAUGUUCCGCUGCAUCUGUGACGACGGCUAUGAGCUGCAUCACAGUGGGGACAACUGUACAGAUGUCAACGAGUGUGCAGACCCCGUGAACUGCAUCAACGGCCUGUGUGUCAACACCCCUGGCAGCUACCUCUGCAACUGCCCCCAGGAUUUUGAGCAGAACCCCAGCAGGGUGGGCUGCGUGGACACCCGAGUCGGGAACUGUUUCCUGGACACGCAUGACCGAGGGGAUGGUGGCAUUUCCUGUGGUGCCGAGAUUGGGGUCGGCGUCCCCCGAGCCUCCUGCUGUUGCUCCCUGGGCCGGGCCUGGGGCAACCCCUGUGAGCCGUGCCCGACGGCCAACACCUCUGAGUACAGAACCCUGUGCCCGGGUGGUGAGGGCUUCCGGCCCAACCCCGUCACUGUCAUUCUGGAAGACAUUGACGAGUGCCAGGAGCUGCCGGGCCUGUGCCAGGGGGGCGACUGUGUCAACACCUUUGGCAGCUUCCAGUGCGAGUGUCCACCUGGCUACCACCUCAACGAGGACACCCGCACCUGUGAGGACAUUGAUGAAUGCUCUGCACACUCGGACAUCUGUGGCCCUGGCACCUGCUAUAACACCCUGGGGAACUACACCUGUGUCUGCCCGGUGGAGUACCUGCAAGUCAACGGCGGCAACAACUGCAUGGACAUGAGAAAAAGUGUCUGCUUCCGGCACUAUAAUGGCACGUGUCAGAAUGAGCUGGCCUUCAACAUGACUCGAAAGAUGUGCUGCUGCUCCUACAACAUCGGUCAGGCCUGGAACAGACCCUGUGAGCCCUGCCCCACCCCCACCAGCUUGGACUAUCAGAUCCUGUGUGGGAACCAGGUUCCUGGAUUUGUCAUUGACGUCCACACGGGGAAGCCCCUUGACAUUGAUGAGUGUGGGGAGAUUCCUGCCAUCUGUGCCCACGGCAUCUGCAUCAACCAGAUCGGGAGGUUCCACUGCGAGUGCCCCACGGGUUUCGACUACAACAGUGUCCUGCUGCUCUGUGAAGAUGUGGAUGAGUGUGCAAGCAGGGGCAGCCCCUGCCAGCAGAAUGCUGACUGCGUCAACAUCCCUGGAAGCUUCCGCUGCGAGUGCACCCGAGGAUACAAGCUGUCACCAGGCGGGGCCUGCAUGGGAUGGAAUGAGUGCCAAGAGAUCCCAAAUGUCUGUCACCAUGGCAACUGCGUGGACACGGAAGGCAGCUACAAAUGCCUGUGUCACCGUGGCUUCUGGGCCUCAGCAGAGCAGACUGUGUGCAUGGACGUCGACGAGUGUGACCAACAGCCUUGUGGAAACGGGACCUGCAGGAACAGCGUCGGCUCCUACAACUGCCUCUGCUUCCCCGGCUUCACGCUGAUGCACAGCAGGAAUUGUGUGGAUGUGGAUGAGUGUGCCACCCUGGUGGGACAGGUAUGCCAAUUUGGCCAGUGCCUCAACACGGCGGGCUCCUUCCGCUGCCUUUGCCAGGAUGGCUUCAAGCUAACAGCUGAUGGGAAGAACUGUGUGGACAUCAACGAGUGUCUCAGCCUCACGGGAACCUGCCUACCAGGGACUUGCCAGAACCUUGAGGGUUCUUUCCGCUGCAUCUGCCCACCUGGCUUCCAGGUGCAGAGUGAACACUGCGUUGAUGUCGACGAGUGCUCAGAAGAGCCCAGCUUAUGCCUCUUUGGCACCUGCACCAACAGCCCUGGAAGCUUUCAGUGCCUCUGCCCACCCGGCUUUGUUCUUUCUGACAGUGGGCACCGUUGCUUUGACACACGGCCAAGUUUCUGCUUCACCCGGUUUGAGGCUGGAAAGUGCUCAGUGCCCAAAGCUUUCAACACCACCAAAAUCCAGUGCUGCUGCAGCCAGAGGUCUGGCAAGGGUUGGGGUGACCCUUGUGAGCUGUGUCCUCAGGAGGGCAGCGCUGCUUUUCAGGAGUUGUGUCCUUUUGGCCAUGGGGCAGUCCCAGGUCUGGAUGAUUCUCAGGAAGACGUGAACGAGUGUGUGGAGACCCCCGGUGUCUGCAUCAACGGCCUCUGCAUCAACACCGAUGGCUCCUUCCGCUGCCAGUGUCCCUCCGGCUACAGCCUGGACUUCACAGGCAUCAACUGUGUGGACACAGAUGAGUGCUCCGUCGGGCAUCCCUGUGGGGAAGGCACGUGCACCAAUGUCAUUGGAGGCUUCAAAUGUGCCUGUGCUGAUGGCUUUGAGCCUGGCCCCACGAUGACCUGCAUGGACAUCGACGAAUGCAGCCUUAACCCCCUGCUCUGUGCCUUCCGCUGCCGCAAUACUGAGGGCUCCUACAUGUGCACGUGCCCUGCUGGCUACGCCCUGCGGGAGGAUGGAGCCAUGUGCCGAGACGUGGAUGAGUGUGCAGACGGCCAACAGGACUGCCAUAUCCGGGGUAUGAUGUGCAAGAACCUCAUCGGCACUUUCGUGUGUGUCUGCCCUCUUGGCACACGGCCCCAGCCUGGCUCCGGAGAAGGCUGCACAGAUGAUGACGAAUGCCAUACCCAGCCCAGCCUCUGUGCCAAUGGCCACUGCAUCAACACGGUGGGCAGCUUCCGCUGCGACUGCAACGAGGGCUUCCAGCCCAGCCCCUCCCUCACCGAGUGCCGCGACGUCCGGCAGGGGCCCUGCUUUUCCGAGGUGCUGCAGGCUGUGUGCCAGGCUCAGGCGAGCAGCGGUGAGGAUGUCACCAGGGCGGAGUGCUGUUGCUCGGGGGGCCGUGGCUGGGGGCCCCGCUGCGAGCUCUGCCCCCUGCCCGGCACCCCCGCCUACCAGAAGCUGUGUCCCCAUGGCUCAGGCUACACCGCUGAGGGCCGAGAUGUCGACGAGUGCCGCGUGCUUGCUCAUCUCUGCCCCCGUGGCGAGUGCAUCAACAGCCUGGGCUCCUUCCACUGCCACUGCCAGGCUGGGUAUGCACCAGAUGCCACUGCCAUCACCUGCCUGGAUGUGGACGAGUGCAGCCAGGUCCCCAAGCCGUGCACCUUCCUCUGCAAAAACACAGAGGGCAGCUUCCUGUGCGCCUGUCCCCGCGGCUACCUGCUGGAGGAGGAUGGCAGGGCCUGCAGAGACCUGGAUGAGUGUUCCUCCAAGCAGCACAACUGCCAGUUCCUCUGCGUCAACACCGUCGGCGCUUUCACCUGCCGCUGUCCCCCCGGCUUCACCCAGCACCACCAGGCCUGCUUUGACAAGGACGAGUGCUUGGCCUGGCCCGACCCAUGUGGUACCCAGGGGCGCUGCCACAAUGCCCCAGGUGGCUUCCGCUGUGAGUGCCAUCCGGGCUUCACUCCGGACAGUUCAGGCCGUGGCUGCCAAGAUGUGGAUGAGUGCACUGGGCCUCACCGAUGCCAGCACGGCUGUCAGAACGAGCUGGGAGGCUACCGCUGUGGCUGCCGCCAGGGCUUCACCCCACACUCCCGGUGGGACCAGUGUGUGGAUGAGAACGAGUGUGUGCUGUCACCCGUGGCCUGCGGCAGCGCCACCUGCCACAACACUCUGGGCAGCUUCCGCUGUGUCUGCCCCUCGGGCUUCGACUUCGACCAGGCCCUGGGGGGCUGCCAGGACGUGGAUGAGUGUGCUGUGCGGGGCGGACCCUGUAGCUAUGGCUGUGCCAACACCCCUGGCGGCUUCCUCUGCGGCUGCCCCCAAGGCUACUUCCGGGCUGGGCAAGGGCACUGUGUCUCUGGCCUGGGCUUCAGCCCAGGAACCCAGGAGGUGGGAGAUGAGGAGGAGCUCCUGUCUCCUGAAGCCUGCUAUGAGUGCAAGAUCAACGGCCUCUCCCCACGGGACCGGCCACGGCGCAGCGCCAACGGGGACCACCAGGUGAGCCUGGCCAGCCUGGACUCAGAGGCCCCGCUGACCUUGGGCUUGAACCUCUCAUGCCUGGGCCAGGCUGAGCACAUCCUGGAGCUGCGGCCAGCACUGCAGAGUCUGGGCGGCCGGGUCCGCUAUGUCAUUGCCCGCGGCAACAACCAAGGCUUCUUCCGAAUGCAUCACCUCCGUGGUCUCAGCUCUCUGCAGCUGGGGCAUCGGAGACCAGGUCCUGGAACCUACCAGCUGGAGGUUGUGAGCGUGGCAAGGCCCUGGGGCACCCAUUUAGAGGGGUGGCCUGGGUCUGGGGGUCAGGCCUUGCGGCUGAAGGUGCAGCUGCAGCUGCUCUAGUUGAGAGGAGCCCAAACCUCCCUCCUGGCCCAGAACCCUUCUGUAACCCCAAGCAGGGUGACAGCCCCCUCUGCAACCGCACUGCAUGGGCACUGCCCAGCUCGGCCUGUUUCCAUGGGAGAGUGGGAAACUCCACAGUGUUGUGGGAAACUCUGAUGUCACUGCUCGCUGCACACCAUGGGGAGACCCUGGUUAUGAGCUGUCACCUCAAUGGGCCCCAGGGUCCCCAUCUCAACCUCCACCCCAGAAAUGGGACACUCAGACGCUGGGAAGGAUUGAUCCCAGCAGCCUGCAGCCAUGGCUGAUCAGGUCAAACCUCAGAACUCAGGAGAAGUGAAACUCGAUGACCUCGGGCGAGCCAGCCCCUGCCUAGUCCUCUGUGUGUGCCUGGGGGACCCCAACACUCAGCUUUUCCUGGAGAUGGCUGGAAGUCGCGGCUUGCACCCUCCACCCCCUGCAACCAGGGUCAGGGAGGGGUCCUCACUCACUGUAUCUUCUAUACUGCACUGUGGCUCGCCCAGGGUGGUCGGCCAGGGGAGACGGGGAGCUGGGGUGGGAGUGGAGCACUUCUCUCAGAGCAGAAGGGCUACGGGGCCCCAAGGCCACCAGAAUUGGGGGCACACAUUUGCAUCCUUGUUUGUCCCACCACCCCCCACCUUGGGAGGCUGGGUAGGGUCCUGAAGAUGCUUUUAUGUAAGAAACAAAGAUAACAGUAAAGUUAUUUUGGGUUAAACCUGUCACCUGGCAAGUUCUCUUGGCCUGGCCAGGCAAGGCUCAUGCAUGGAGCAGCUGGAGGUCCAGCCUAGGCCCUGAGGAGAAAGCUUAGGUGAGAGAUGGAUGAUGGGAAAGACUGGCCACCACUUGGGUUGGGGGACACAAUCCCAGUGUGCAUUUGAGCUCUGCCGAGUUUGGACCUCAGAUUGUUGCAAAGCCAGAGCCGGCUAUGAGUGGUGGCCAUUGGGCGUCCUCGUGGGUUCACUGACAGUCAUAGUGGCUAACACUUCCUGACCCCAUGCUGCAUGCCUUGUGCCAGUUGGAGUGUUUUAUAAGUGUUGGCCCUCACUACAACCCCAGGAAAUAGAGACGGUUAUUCUCAUCCCUGUUUCACAGAUGGGAAAACUGAGGCUCAGAAAGAUUGACACUUGCCCAAGCCACACCAGCUUGUAGGUGGCAGAGCCAGGUUCAAAGUCAGGCAGUUGUGCCAGCGUCCAUACUGUUAACUACUGUGCCAUCCCACCUGGCUGUUUUGGGUCAGAUCUACCGAAUAUCCUUUUACAAAGUCUGUAUGCUAAUGGCCGGAUACUCUUAACAUUAACAGCUAACAGUGACUGUGUAUUGUGUGUGUGCGUGUCAAAGCACAUUUAGUGUCAAUAAAUCCCCUA